This is a messenger RNA of Chelonia mydas (Green sea turtle), 2345 nucleotides long. RefSeq names its product phospholipase A2 group VII (gene PLA2G7). The coding region runs from base 820 to 2079 and encodes 419 amino acids. Gene Ontology annotation, molecular function: 1-alkyl-2-acetylglycerophosphocholine esterase activity. NCBI's taxonomy places the organism in Eukaryota, Metazoa, Chordata, Testudines, Cheloniidae. The record is from RefSeq and is a predicted model, not a curated record. The transcript has 11 exons.
GUACUGGUCACAGGCAUGUGUCAGCUUUGAGAGUGAUUUUCAGAGUGCUGAGCACUCAGAACUACUUACCGGAAAAUUGUGGGCACUUCACAGUUUUGAAAAUCAGGCUUACUUUGUGCUGUCUCUUCAUUCAUCUAAUUUCACACAAAUGAGACAUGCAGUCCUCCAAUAUGAAGGAGGAAAAUUUCCUAAUUCUAGGCCAAUUAGCCUUUGAGCCUUUUAAUAGCAGACAAAAUGCUGAGGUUUGCAAAGCAGCCACUGACCACAGGCAUGUAUUUCCAUGUGGUUUUAUAGUAUGCACAUAUCCUCUGCCUGUGAAUUAGAAUAAGGUAAUUAGACUGUUUUUAUUUAAUAUUUCAUGUAUUUUUAUGUGACUAUGAAACUUCUGCCAAAUCAGUGGUGAAAAGCAAUAGGCUGGACCUGGUAGUGUAAUGGAUAUCAUUCAAAGUAAUUUUUCCAGUGGAUCCCAAUGUGAGUUAUAAAUGCUACUGACUGUACUAACUGGUGCUAUCUGUGUCAACUAAUUAUUAUGCAUCGUAGAAAGAUUGAUCUAGAGGAAGAGUUGGCUAUGUUACCACCACUCGCCUCCCUCAGGGCUUUGCUGAAAUCUGGGCUGUAGAGUGUCUGAUAUCACAUGAGACAUGCACACAUUCAGAAGACCGGUCAUGCAGAUCCGCAGUCCUGUUUGCAAGUCACACAUCAAGCCGGUCUGCAAGGAUUCUGCUGGAGUUUCUCCUCCUGGCCACCAGGGACAGCUAUGGUGAAAGAAUUGCGGACCGCCAAGCUGCAUCUCCCCUGCUCUUGCUGCUCCCCUGCAGGAUGCAAACCAUUAUGGAGCUGCUGGAAGGAGGAGGCUUGUCUGUUAAUGCACAGAAGGAACUGGGGAGCAUGAGCUCUGCAAAGUUUUAUAGAAUCCCCGAGGGGAAGGGGCCUUACACUGUUGGCUGCACGGACCUGAUGACUGAUCACACGAUUCAGGGAAGCUUCUUUCGUCUGUAUUAUCCUUCACAAAAUGGCACAAGUAGUGAAGAAACCAAGUGGAUCCCCAGGAAGGAAUAUUAUCGCGGACUUUCCGACUUCCUCAACGUGUACCGGAUGUUAGGAGAGAGAGUUUUUCAGUACUAUGUUGGCUCAGUGACAUGUCCUGCAAAAUGGAAUGCUGCUUUCAAGCCUGGAGAGAAAUACCCCCUCAUUAUUUUUUCCCAUGGACUUGGAGCUUUCCGGACUAUAUAUUCUGCUAUCUGCAUUGAGAUGGCAUCUCAGGGUUUUAUAGUUGCUGCUGUGGAGCACAGAGAUAAAUCCUCUUCUGCUACUUAUUACUGUAAAGAGAAUCCUGUUUCUGAAGCACGAGAAGAGGCUACAGAAAAUCCGGAAGAGGAAUGGAUCUUCUACAGAAAACUAAACCCUGGUGAACAGGAAUUUCCUUUACGCCACCAACAGUUGCAGCAGAGAACAGAGGAGUGUAUCAAAGCUCUUGACCUCAUUCUUGAUAUUAAUUCUGGAAAACAUGUAGUGAAUGUACUAUCUUUAAACUUCGAUUGGACUCUCUUAAAGGGUUCUAUUGAUAGUGACAGAAUAGCUGUGAUGGGACACUCUUUUGGUGCUGCCACAGCCAUUGAGGCUCUUAGCAAAGAAGCUAGAUUCAAGUGUGGCAUUGCCCUGGAUGCAUGGAUGCUUCCUCUAGAUGAUGAAGUUUAUACCAGGGUCCGCCAGCCAUUGUUGUUUAUCAACUCAGAAAAAUUCCAGUGGGCUUCAAAUGUUUUAAAGAUAAAGAAACUUUACUCCACUGGCACAGAAAGAAAAAUGAUCACUAUCAAGGGAUCAGUACAUCAGAGUUUUCCAGAUUUUACCUUCCUGGCUGGUACCAUUGUUGGAAAGAUUUUCAAAUUAAAGGGAGAAAUAGACCCAAACAUAGCUAUAGAUAUUAGCAACAAAGCUUCAUUAGCCUUCUUGCAGAAACAUUUAGGUCUGGAGAAAGGUUUUGAUCAGUGGGACGCUCUCGUGGAUGGCGAAGGCCAUAAUGUCAUUCCCGGAACCAACAUUGAUCUACCCUCAACUCAGCCUGAAUCACUAGAAUGAAGAAACUGAUAAACAGUGCUUUAGUAUGCACGGUAUUAAGUCUUCAACAAGAUCUUACUUAGAAGUCUAGUACUGCUGGCCAGCUACUUCCCACAGCUCCAGCGUAUUUUUUGUUCUUACUUAUCAAGACAGGUGACUGUGAGGCAGUCUCAUUGCACGCUGAUAAAAGAGUUGCAGGGGUUUAAAUUCAUACCAGCCUAUAAACUUGUUAUUGAAAAUACUGUAAAACUUUUGCUUUCUACAAAUUAAAUCAGUUAUUAGAUGGA